Messenger RNA from Talaromyces amestolkiae, 927 nucleotides. RefSeq lists its product as uncharacterized. The record is from RefSeq and is a predicted model, not a curated record. NCBI's taxonomy places the organism in Eukaryota, Fungi, Ascomycota, Eurotiomycetes, Eurotiales, Trichocomaceae. The transcript is spliced from 6 exons. Gene Ontology annotation, cellular component: mitochondrial membrane. Bases 1 to 927 code for a protein of 308 amino acids. Gene Ontology annotation, biological process: mitochondrial transport.
AUGUCCACAACUACAGGAGCGUUUAUUGCCGGAGGUAUCGCAGCUUGUGGGGCUGUUACCGUCACCCAUAGUUUCGAAACUGUCAAGAUCCGCCUUCAAUUGCAGGGCGAACUUCAAUCGGAUGCCGUCAAAAAAUACCGCGGCGUUCUUCACGGUGUCAAGGUGAUAUUGCAAAACGAAGGCCCCAAGGGUCUGUUUAGGGGAAUCGGUUCGGCUUAUAUUUACCAAAUAUUGCUGAACGGAUGUCGUCUCGGCUUUUACGAACCAGUCCGAACAACUAUCACGAAAGCCAUCUACAAUGAUCCAUCGGUACAGUCCCUCGGCAUCAACGUCUUCAGUGGAGCAAGUUCCGGUAUCCUGGGCGCCGCCGCCGGUUCUCCCUUUUUCCUCGUCAAGACACGAUUGCAGUCUUACUCUCCGUUCUUACCGGUCGGUACACAGCACAAAUAUAAGAAUGCUUACGAUGGAAUGCGACAGAUCUAUGGCAACGAGGGUGUUAAGGGUCUAUAUCGCGGUGUUGGCGCCGCUAUGGUCCGAACUGGUUUCGGCAGCUCUGUACAACUUCCCACGUAUUUCUUAGCGAAGAGACGGCUGAAAAAGCACUUGGGAAUGGAAGAGGGCCCGGCUCUGCAUCUUGCUAGCAGUACUGCGUCAGGGUUCGUGGUCUGCUGCGUUAUGCAUCCACCAGACACCAUCAUGUCUCGUAUGUACAACCAGACCGGCAAUUUGUACAAAGGUGUUUUCGACUGCCUGUACAAAACUGUUUCCACCGAAGGUUUACUCGCCAUAUAUAAGGGAUACUUUGCCCAUCUUGCUCGUAUCCUACCGCAUACUAUACUCACUCUCAGUCUUGCUGAGCAGACGAACAAAUUCAUUCGCGGAGUCGAGGAUCGCAUCCUGUCGGAUGACCUCCGAUCAAGAUUGUAA